AUCCUGUUUGUAAACUACAAUGAAGAUCGUUUUUGAACUCAAUUUAGCAACGCUAGCUACAGUUAGCCAUUUUACAUAAGUAUAAAGUCAUUUUAAUACAAAUGAUGACCAGAUGAUUUUUUUAACGAAUAAAUGAAGUCAGACUGUCACAUGACUGGUAAACAACCGUCAAAACAAAGGUCAUAUUCAGUUGCAGAUCACAGAGAGAUCAAGGGGACGUCUUCUGAUAAAGGACAUUUUUUUGUGUGUUAUUUUUUUUUUUUUUUUUUUUUUUUUCGUCGUGUAGAAUGAGCCUGGACGCAGUGUCAAAGUGACAGAAUAUUUAUGUAAUAAAUAAUUCUAACCCAGAAUUAAUGUGAUAUUUUAGAGGCGAAUAUUGCUUUCCUGACAUUUUUCAUAAUAUGAUUUAUCCUGAUCCUUUGUUUUAUAUCAGUUUUGUUUUAUUUUAUUUUUGAUUUUAAAGGCUCAUUUUAUUAUACAUUUUUGAUUCCUUUUUAUAUCCAUAUUUUCGCACAUAAUAAUGCAGGCUCCAGUUCCACCUUCCCCCAUCAGACCAGCGGUGGCCCCAUCAGUACAGCUGGGUGUCACCGUUCUUUACACCUGUCUUUACGGUGGUCUGUUUUUUGUUGUAUUAAUUCAGCUCUGGUUAUUGUCACUCUACCGGCACAAACGAUGGAGCUACCAGAGCGUUUUUCUCUUUCUUUGCCUGUUUUGGGCAGCCCUUCGCACAACACUCUUUUCAUUUUAUUUUCGUGACGCCGUUGCCGCCAACCAUCUGCCCAUCCCGAUUUACUGGCUCCUCUAUUGUUUCCCUGUUUGUUUGCAGUUUUUCACCCUCAGUCUCUUCAACCUUUACUUCACUCAGGAAUUACUCAAAGUUCGAAGUUUGUUCAACGUUGAGCCCAACAAAGGACUAUGGUUGGCUCGCUGUGGGUAUGCAGCCAUGAGUGCACUCUUCCUGUGUGUCAACAUAGUUUGCGCGAGCCUUGGAGAGCAUAGAGGAUCUGGUGGAGCUGGUGAUAAAACGUGGAGGCUGGUUCUAGUUCGGGUGCUGGUCAAUGACCUACUCUUUAUUCUGGAAGCCAUGUGCCUGGCCACAUCUCUGCUCCUGUUGACUCGAUUCUCUUCCCCCACCACCCCUUAUCUACACAGUAAGGGUCUUUGUCGGACUGCAGUCCUGGGAGCAGGCGUAAUCUUACUUUUCUCCAGUAGGGCCUGCUACAACCUUGCGGUGCUGUUUUUGUCUCUGAAUCAAAAAGUGGAGGCCUUUGAUUAUGACUGGUAUAACAUCUCUGAUCAGGCUGACCUUCGCAGUGAACUUGGAGAAAGAGGUUACAUGAUUUUUGGAGCUGUUCUCUUCAUUUGGGAGCUGCUACCGACCAGUUUGCUCAUUCUUAUCUUCAGAGUUCGCCAGCCUCCUCAAGAAAGGAACUGCAGCCCAGCCAUGUGCAACAAACAAAGCUCACGGUCGUAUUUCUUUGAUGAUCCUCGUGGAAUGGAUGGUGAUUCGGAUUCUCUCUGGAGUCAUUGCAUAAAUCCCCAUAGCAGUUGGUUUGGGUCCAAUGAGACAACUCCACUCCUCUUCAAUGGGACUGACCAGAGCAGCCAACAUCACAUACUCUACUCAACUCCACAGACCUGAACACUGUUCAAAGCUACAGAGAUGUUCCUCUAACCUUCUCAGGCAAUAGAACAGCAAUACCUCUUCCUGUUGAGUAGCUCAAUAGGUAUUUUUGCACUAAUAUGCAUCAGAAGCACCUGAACUUCUAAAAUUCCACCUUGACUUCGUAAAGCUGACCACAAUUUUAGACAAGACGCUUCUUAUAUAAGGGACCAGCUAAUGAUUUUUCUGUAUAGGUAAGGAUUAAAGAAUGAGUUAUUACAUCUAUUUUUUUUAUCAUCUGGAAGAGUAUCUAUAAAAUGUUUAUUUUCAGAUAAUAUAUUUUUUGGGAUACUGACAUUUCACUUUAUAUGAUGUAAAAGGGAACAACAGUUUGGUAUUAACCUUGAAUUUGAUAAUCUGAUAUUUGUGAAUUUAUUUUAAUAAUAAAUUAAUCAAAAUAAUAAAUUUUUACUGUGUGUUUACAUCAUGUCGGAAUUGCCAUUCAAUUUUCCCAGUAUUAUAAACCGGUAACGUCUUUGACUUUACUCAGAAUUUCGUGGAAGCUCCUACUUCUCCCAGUUUUCCAUUGUGACAUCAUAUUAAUACAACCAAAAUGGCAACUUCUUCAUGAAGUGACUUUCAAGAGAGAUUGUCAUUUUAUUAUAGCUGAUGUCCAUUUUGGUGUCAUGAGUGUUGCCAUUGAGUCCAAGGAUGCUAACAGACUCCCAAGUUGCCAUCUCAUAAUUACAGUGCAUCCGGAAAGUAUUCACAGCGCUUUACUUUUUCCACAUUUUGUUAUGUUACAGCCUUAUUACA
Messenger RNA from Myxocyprinus asiaticus (Chinese sucker), 2419 nucleotides. RefSeq names its product integral membrane protein GPR137-like. NCBI's taxonomy places the organism in Eukaryota, Metazoa, Chordata, Actinopteri, Cypriniformes, Catostomidae. The transcript has 8 exons. The record is from RefSeq and is a predicted model, not a curated record. Bases 521 to 1642 code for a protein of 373 amino acids. Gene Ontology annotation, biological process: positive regulation of TORC1 signaling. Gene Ontology annotation, cellular component: lysosomal membrane.